AUGGCCGAGUCUUCUCGCCCAGGUGAGGGUCGUGGUCAUCUAUCUCACCAUCAGUACUUGACUUACAACCAGCAGGAUCCUCCGCGGUCUCGCAGGCGAGAGAUCAGAUAUCCCAUUGGGCGAAGUACAUUCGAGAGAGCCGAUGUUCCUACGGACGGGGCUCGUGUUCCUAAUGAUGCUCAAUGGGUAGCCAGGACGUCUUCUCGGUGGUCUACAGAUGACGUUCCGGUACAGACCUUCACUGAGUGGGAAACCUUUGCUGAGCUCCCGAUCCAGGCUUCAGCUUUACCUGAUGGAGACUAUACUUGGUCUCCACCCCCAAUUGAAACUUAUGGCGAGGAUGAAGAAGAAAGCCCGAGACAGAGGCAAUUCUCUUAUGACAGAGGCAACUAUGGCCGUCGCUACAAAAGCCGGUCAAGAUCACCCAUUCACCCACGCCACAAGAUCCCGGGACGUGAGGGAUAUCUGUCUCGUGAUGUUCUCUCGCGCACUGCAGGAUAUAAUGGUGACUGGUAUUCUAGAACAAGGGGCGGGAGCCUUUCAAGCAACGAAUAUGAACCUUACGAUAAGUUUGAUUUCUCAUCGCGGGCCCAGUCGAUCACAGAUCCCUCGAAGGCAGACGAUUCUGAUGCCGAAUCUCCUGAGUCUGAAGAGACAAACAUUGUUAUGGGGCCUUCCAGCCUCAUGAAGGACGAGUCAGCAUCUAAUUCACGCUCUCAGAUAACACUUGUUCAUUCUUCGGCGUAUACUGGGAAUGCCGAAAUGGGUGGUUCUCAUGCAGCAGUAUUAAAUCUUGUUCAUGAUCCCAAAGGACAGAAAAGUCCUCUAUUCCGUUGGCUCCAUGUUCCCCAGGACGUGAUGAACUUUGAAGAUUUCUGGGUUGGGAUUAGCCGGAUCUCCGGAUUGACAAAGCUGGAGAAAAAAGCCGUAACGAGGCUUCGUGCUGAUGUCAAAAAGUCCUGUGUGAAGUCUAGGACCAAUUCUAAAGGUGCCAAGGUUGGAUACUUGGAUCCGAAAUACGUCGAGGUACCAUUGAAACCACUGAAAACCGAGGCGAUGUCGUCCAGUUCAGUGUCUGGCUCAGCACGGUGGAUUUGUAUUCCCUUCUUCUCACUCGAGCAGUACUCUGGUCUACUCGCAGGUACCAGCACAUCUCUUUUUCCAGCUCAGACCUUGCUGCAAAUCCAGUACUCCCGAAACACUGUGGCAAGGGACAUGGAGCAAGCAGUGGUUCAGCUGGGAAUCGCAGAACGCGGAGAGUGCUUCCAUGUAUCUCAACUGUGGUGCCUUGUCAUUGAUAACAGCUUGAUAGUAACAUGUGGGACGAUGACUAGAGACGAUUUGCUCGGCCAAGGGCUUGAGAUUACAGAACGCCCAUCUCGUGCUGUAGUCAAUGAAUGUAACGGCCGAAUUUUGGUGGCAUACGGCGAUUCGUUUGUUUGGUCGUUUGAUGCCGAUGAGUGCCAGACGUGGUUUGCAUUCCUAUCCAAGUUCCAAGCAUUCUGGCCUAAAGUUCCAGAGUUCUGGUACAAGGAUCAAGCCGUCACAGCAAACGCAUGGCCCAGAAUACUCAAAUUGGCCUCGGCCGUCAGGGCGAUGUCACUUAAGAUUACCAUGAAGCUGGGCUCCAAGCCUGACCCUCCCCCACGAGCCAUUCUGCGGCCAGAUCCUCAAGUUCUCACAAGUACGCAUGGUGGAAAGGGCAAACCAGGGACACAGGAAUUUGCUCAUAUGUUGUCCUUGGCGACAUGGGAUGGCAGAGGUCCUCAAAUCCAAGUGACUGGUUUCAAGCUCCUUGAAGCUCAGCUGGAUGCGGCUGAGACUUUUUUAACAUGUGAUACAACCUAUACGGAUCGGAAGGCAUACAAGACCUGCAAAGAAGCUUCGAGAAAGGAGUGCUAUGACUAUCUGGUCGAGUUAUCUGGCCGAAUCGAGGAAGCUGAGGGUGAUUCUUUACAACGUGCGUACGAGGAAAGGGUAGAUAUCUUCAACGCUGUCGAUAUUGUUUAUAGCUUCUUUUUACCCAUGAAUUUCCAAGGCCCCAUGGUCGGAAAGUUCUGGGGCGCGGUCAGAUCUAUAACUGAGUUAGCUAUGCUAGAUGGUAGGCCGGUUUCUGACAUCGCCGGUAGCCUCCGGGUUUCUCUCAGAGACUUGACCCGAAGUCUCCUCGCACUCCAAAAUCUCGUCAUUCAUUCAUCGGAUCAAGAGCGAGCUGAAGUUGAAAUGCCGCCCGAGUUCUCCAAAGCAUGGCUUUACAUCACCAUGGCCAUAGUCUAUGGCUCUAAAGACGACCCUAAGUGCGAUGAUCGGAUGAGAAGGGCCGAAGAGCUCAUCGCUACGGGCUCUAAGAAGCUGGUUCAAGGAUUCGGUGACAACAAUUUGCUAGAAAAGGCUAUUGUAUUGCCGCUUGAAGUGCUUUCACUCAUCACAAUGGGCCUCUUGGAAGAUCAGGUCGGCAAAUCUGAUGACAUAUGCGAUACGUACUCUCAGUAUCUUGGCUCUCUAGUAUGUUUCAAUGCAGAUAACGCCAUAACCCGGCUCGAUCUAGUACAACAAGAGCUCGUGGCCGUCAAGCGAACACUCUGGAAGCAAAAGUCGCUUAUCUAUCGACUACGAAAGUCUCUCACCGCUAUUGAUACAGAAGACAUUGUCAUGAGUCAAAUUGAGCAUGGGAUCGUUUUAAAAGAGGCAGAGAAGCAGUACAACGACAAGCGGUACUACUCAGAAACCUUGCCGCCGCCUCACUCACAACGUCAGGGUGAGGACUAUGAUCGAAUUGUCCCUGUUUCUUAUGCUCAGGAGGUUGCAACUGUGAACGACUACAUGGAACUGGAUGAUGACUUCCUGUUCGAUAUGGCUUCAUCUUCAAAACUGUCUCCUACAGAUGCGGGAGGUUUACGUGGUCUCUUCUUCCUUGAAUGCUCACGUCUCAUCGAGCAACGCGAGUUUGAGUUUCGACGUUUCAGCGAUUUUUCUAAAGACCUCGAGCGAGCGAUUACAUAUAAGAUGGACUUCACAAGAGACCGACAGGAGCGGGCCAUCUAUGCCUUCACCCUAGUUACUAUCAUUUUCUUGCCCAUCAGCGCGGUUUCGAGUAUUUUCGGCAUGAACACGACUGAUGUCCGCGAUAUGAACUACUCACAGUGGCUGUAUUGGGUGGUUGCUAUACCAGUGACGGUUCUCGUCAUUGUCCUAGGACUCUGGUUCAUGGGAGAGUUAGGAAACCUGGCUCGAUGGUUAUUUGGGCGACCAGGAAAGAGGAUCUACGGCGAGCCGGCAGUCAUAUCACAAACAGUCAAACCGGCAUAUUGGGCGGUUCCCCCAACCACUCAGCUGGGCGCCCAACCGGCAGAGUAUUCAUCGCCACCAUAUGAGCCGAGGCGUAGAAGGGUUCAGACUCAAGCAAAUUACCCUGCACGCCAGAGUCGCAUCUAUCGAUCACAAUAA
Molecule: messenger RNA, 3447 nt
Organism: Fusarium fujikuroi IMI 58289
Lineage: Eukaryota; Fungi; Ascomycota; Sordariomycetes; Hypocreales; Nectriaceae
Exons: 8
Coding region: 1-3447 (1148 amino acids)
Biological process (GO): metal ion transport; transmembrane transport
Cellular component (GO): membrane
Molecular function (GO): magnesium ion binding; cobalt ion transmembrane transporter activity; magnesium ion transmembrane transporter activity
Source: RefSeq, a predicted model, not a curated record